This is a messenger RNA of Hevea brasiliensis (rubber tree), 3066 nucleotides long. RefSeq names its product respiratory burst oxidase homolog protein B. Gene Ontology annotation, cellular component: plasma membrane. Bases 229 to 2880 code for a protein of 883 amino acids. The record is from RefSeq and is a predicted model, not a curated record. NCBI's taxonomy places the organism in Eukaryota, Viridiplantae, Streptophyta, Magnoliopsida, Malpighiales, Euphorbiaceae. Gene Ontology annotation, molecular function: NAD(P)H oxidase H2O2-forming activity; calcium ion binding; peroxidase activity. The transcript is spliced from 13 exons.
ACCGCCUCCCCAUUACUGCAUAUAAAACUCUCUUCCCAUUCCCCAUUAGCUUCUCAACCUAAAUAUCUUUCUCAACGGUUCUUCCAAAUUUCUCUCUUCCUCCCAAUUUACAGCUUCAUUACAGCCACUUUUCAACCAAGGAAACUUUAAUUUCUCUGGAUAACAAGCAAAAUCCCGGGAAAAGUACUGUUUAGCUAGGAGGGGAGCAAGAAAAAGAAGAUCAAAGAGAUGGAGAUUCAAGAAAACCAACAGGAAACAUGGUCGGAGACAGAAAGCAACAGCAGCAGCAGAAGAGCUGGCUUCAGCGGUCCAUUAGUGAGCAACAAAAGAAACAGCAGCAAGAAAAGUGCAAGAUUCAAAGAAGAAGAAUACGUGGAGAUCACCCUAGACGUUCGCGAUGACUCAGUUUCCGUUCACAACAUAAAGGGAGGAGAUUCGGAGACGGCAUUUCUAGCUAGUCAAUUGGAGAAAAGAAAUCAUCCUUCACUUGGAUCACAGCUUUCGUUUCGACUGAGACAAGUUUCACAGGAGCUCAAGAGAAUCACUUCUUCGAAUACUUUUGACAAGGUUGACAGGAGCAAGUCUGGAGCUGCUCGUGCCCUGAAAGGGCUUAAGUUCAUGACAAAAAAUGUGGGAACCGAAGGCUGGCCUGAAGUUGAAGCAAGGUUUAAUAAAUUGGCUGUUGAUGGAUCACUUCCCAAGACUCGGUUUGGCCAAUGCAUAGGGAUGAAUGAAUCAAGUGAAUUUGCAAGCGAACUAUUUGAUGCAUUGGCUAGGAGUAGAGGGAUAACAUCAGCUUCAAUAAGCAAGGCUGUGUUGCGUGAAUUCUGGGAACAAAUUACUGACCAGAGUUUUGAUGCUAGGCUUCAAAUCUUCUUUGGCAUGGUUGACAAAAAUGCGGAUGGCAGGAUCACCGAAGAAGAGGUGAAGGAGAUUAUUGCUUUAAGUGCUUCAGCUAAUAAGCUAUCAAAGAUUCAAGAACGAGCUGAGGAGUAUGCUGCUCUGAUCAUGGAAGAAUUGGACCCAGACAAUCUUGGAUACAUUGAGCUUUAUAACUUGGAAAUGCUGCUUCUCCAAGCUCCAAAUCAAUCGACAAACUUGGCUACAGAUAGUCGAGCUUUAAGCCAAUUACUAAGCCAAAAGCUUGUGCCAACCAAAGAUCACAACCCAAUAAAGAGAUGCUACAGAAGCGUGGCCUACUUCGUUGAGGACAAUUGGAAGAGAAUUUGGGUGAUGGGCCUAUGGCUUGGAAUCUGCGCAGGACUCUUUACUUGGAAAUUCAUUCAGUACAAACAUCGAGCGGUGUUCGAUGUCAUGGGCUACUGUGUUACCACCGCUAAGGGUGCAGCUGAAACCACCAAGUUCAACAUGGCUUUAAUUCUUUUACCCGUGUGUAGAAAUACCAUUACUUGGCUUAGAAGCAACACUAAGUUAGGAGCAGUCGUUCCCUUUGAUGAUAAUAUCAACUUCCAUAAGGUAGUUGCUUUGGGGAUAGCUAUUGGAGUUGGGUUACAUGCUGGUGCACAUUUAACAUGCGACUUUCCUAGGCUACUACAUGCCACAGAUGAAGAGUAUGAGCCAAUGAAGCCAUUCUUUGGCGAUGACCGACCAGAUAACUACUGGUGGUUCGUGAAAGGGACAGAAGGUUGGACUGGCGUGGUGAUGGUGGUGCUCAUGGCUAUAGCCUAUAUAUUAGCCCAACCUUGGUUCCGCCGGAAUAGGCUAAACCUCCCUAACACCCUGAAGAAGCUCACCGGAUUCAAUGCCUUCUGGUAUUCACACCACUUAUUUGUUAUCGUCUACGCCCUCUUCAUCGUUCAUGGAUACUAUCUUUACCUUUCCAAGAAAUGGUACAAGAAAACGACGUGGAUGUAUCUCGCUAUUCCAAUGGGAUUAUAUGCUUGUGAACGUUUGAUUCGUGCAUUCAGAUCAGGCUAUAAAUCAGCGAGGAUUUUGAAGGUGGCUGUCUACCCUGGAAACGUACUGGCACUGCACAUGUCCAAGCCUCAAGGAUUUAGGUAUACUAGUGGGCAAUAUAUCUUUGUGAAUUGUUCAGCUGUUUCCCCAUUUCAAUGGCAUCCAUUUUCAAUUACUUCUGCUCCUGGAGAUGAUUAUCUGAGCAUCCAUAUUCGCACCUUGGGUGACUGGACAUCACAGCUCAAAGCUGUCUUCUCUAAGGUAUGUCAACCUGCAUCAAGCAAUCAAAGUGGCCUGCUAAGAGCUGAUAUAGCAAGUGCUGACAACAAUAAGCCUAGGCUGCCAAAGCUCUUAAUUGAUGGCCCAUAUGGAGCACCAGCACAGGACUACAAAAAAUAUGAUGUUCUCCUCCUCGUUGGGCUUGGAAUUGGUGCCACUCCUCUAAUAAGCAUAGUCAAGGAUGUGCUUAACAAUAUUAAGCAGCAAAAAGAAAUAGAAGAAGGGAUAGUAGAGAGUGGCAUAAAGGGCAACAAGAGAAAACCUUUUGCCACUAAACGAGCUUAUUUUUAUUGGGUUACUCGUGAACAAGGCUCAUUCGAGUGGUUUAGGGGUGUAAUGAACGAAGUAGCUGAGUAUGAUGAAGAUAGAGUCAUCGAGCUUCAUAAUUAUUGUACAAGUGUUUAUGAAGAAGGAGAUGCUCGAUCUGCAUUAAUCACCAUGCUUCAAUCUCUUCAACAUGCUAAAAAUGGUGUUGACAUAGUCUCUGAAACACGUGUUAAGACUCAUUUUGCUAGACCUAAUUGGCGUAAAGUUUUCAAGCAUGUAGCUGUUAAUUAUCCUGAUCAAAGAGUUGGAGUGUUUUAUUGUGGUGCACCUGGAUUGACCGGAGAACUAAGAAGGCUAGCUCAAGACUUUUCCAGGAAAACUACUACCAAGUUUGAUUUUCAUAAAGAGAAUUUCUAAUAAAUUAUUUUUAAAAAAUAAAUAUAUUUUUUUAAAAUGUAAUUUUGUUCCUUUUUUUUUUCUUAUAUACUUAGAAAAAUGCAGUGUAAUCAAAGUAAAAGAACAGCAUUGAUUCUUGUUUAUAGUGCAAAGACUUGUUUUGGGAUGCAAUAUGUAUAUAUAUAUGAAGCGAAACUUAGUCAGCAA